CACAAACAGACACACGAUCGAUGCRGACURCAAGCAGGAUAUAGCUUCAACACUUCUUUGUUUUUCGCAAGAACAMUACCAAGCAUGUCGAAGAACAAAUCAAUAUCUUCGGCUGUUGCCGUCGCUGCGGUUGUCUUCUCUUUGUUCUCGCUGUCGGCUUUUUACGAUGUUCAAAUCGUUCACUCUUUUUCAAAYCUGCCAUCCUCCCGAAGGCGGUUUGUCGUCGUYGCAAACAAUCGAAAUCGCAUCGGCGCAAAGAAUAUUUUUUCGACCCAACUGCAGGACGCUGAGGUCAGCGUCCGCAGCAGCAGCAGCAAGAGAUCGGAAUCGCGCCAGCAAAAAGGGGGCAAAGGAAACAACGGCGUCRWCAACAACAACMACAACAACAACAAAUACAGGGACCGAAAAGAACAGCAGCAGCGAGAACGCGAAAGGCGAGWACUCAAGAACAAACUCCUGCGAGCCCGUGAUUCGAUACUCUAUUUUGGAGAGGGCAGCGAGAACGAGCCGGGCUCGGGGCCCUCGGAAGAGCUCAAGUCGGACAUWCUUCCGACCCUCACUAGGUCGUACUCCUCGGUAAUUUUAAGGGCACCGUCACCCUCUUCGUCCAGCCUAGAUCUCUUUGACCCGUGGGAUAUCCGGGAUGUGAUCCUGCAAGAAUCCCGGCCGGUGCAGGAACGAUUCCUUGGCCUUCUUGCGGUCCUGAUGCAGGUGACCACGCACAUCCAAGAAGAAUAYACCGUUUACAACAACACCGCUGCGACUAGAAAAGCCAAACAAAAAUCAGUAGCAGAAAUUACGGACCUAAUCCGGGCCGUSCAAUCUCAGCUGUGGCGGACCUGCCGUUUGAUACUCGAGGACAUGCUGGCAAAGACAACAAACAGUGCCGAGACAAUGAACCAGGUGACCCAUGUUCUGUCUCCCAUCCCUAUUACCGCUCUUGCAACCUCUCUUCGUGCACUMUCGGCGGUCUCGGGAGAAAACGGAAACGUUUACGCCGGAUCCGGUGUGGAAGAAAUCAAGGAGYUGAUCCAGCUUGUUAAUGAAGCAAGGAUAGCAGSAUCCGAGACCCACACACACGAAAGCAUCGACGACGAUAAGCUCGAUCGGGCCUUGCUGACCGCUUGGAAUUGUUAUCUAUCCUCUCUCUGUGACCGGGCGUUGAUCACCAACAAUCCCUAUGAUUCCGGGCUAGCAAGCGCCGCGGCGUUGCUUCGAAUGAAAUCCAACGAAACCGGCCUCGUUGACCCYGAUAUUACAUCGUACAACACGGUCAUGGGCAAUGCAGCAAAGCUCGGAAACGCAACMCUGGUCGAUGUGCUCUGGGAGGACUUGUUGGUAAAACGCGGUGAGCUUCCGGAAGAUCGCCGGCUUUCACUUCAGCCCAACAGCAGAACUUACAACRCCCGCCUCAUGGUGACCAACGACUGGGCGAAGCGACUGGAAAUUCUCGACAAUGAAAUCCAUUCGGAUACACACGACAACACCGCUAACGGUGCCACUGCACCCACCGAGAUGACUAAUAUCGAUGGUUUUACCAUCGAUCUSUUGCUGAUACCCUUGCUACAAGCCCACAGGAAGAAAGAGUUGUUURAACUUAUMGACGAUUGGAUGAUCACCGUCGAUCGCCAUCACCACAAGCCACCGCGCAAAGGCGAAGCCACAGAUGAGAAACAACGGAAACAGAAYAAAAACAAGGCGCAGCGCGCCUUUCAAAACGCCAUGUCGGCGUUUUUCAUUACCCUCGUCCAGCGCAACGGGGACGUUUGUACGGCRAGAGAACUAUGGAACMGGUACAUGCUCGUUGAGAUCGACAACAAUAAGGAAGUUAGCAACAGCGGGGACGACUCGGGGGAAGAAACCKCUUCAURUUCCAAUGCUACAAACAUUGUGUUCCCGGAACGGCGGCAUUACAACAUUCUUCUGGACGGGUACGCACGGUUGGUGGACGAGGUACGAGAUCGACAAGGCCCCAAUCUGGAUAUUGCGGUCAAAAAGAUCGGAUUCUCCAAAAAGAAGACGUCCACAAACUCCAAAAAAAUCUGGCAACCGAACGGCGAUGCUGGCAGUGAUCUCGACGUUGUUUCGAAUUCGAAGUUUUAUCGSGAGGUUCAAGAGAAGGCGAUCAGUGACGGGCAGAAUCUGUUUGCCAUCAUGAUGGCSCAGGCCCAGCAGCAAAACCCCCGAAACAAGGUCGGUUCGGAUGUUUAUACCAAGAGCACUAUGAUCCGUCUAUGCCGGAGCGGUCGUGAGGUUCGAAACCUCCUGGAGCAAGCCUCCGAUGCGACCUCCGCCCGUGCCGGUCGGUCACCGUCGGACAAGACGUGGCUCCCGCGAUCGGUGGUCCGGGCCGCAAUCACCACCUGCGGGCGGCUGGGCGAUCCUUCCAUGGCCUGCGAGAUCUUCGAGGACUUYAUGUUCCCGGAAAACGAUAGCGACAGGCGAAAGUUCUUUUCCAACUAUCGCGCCUUCAACAACCUUCUCGGUGCACUUGCCAACGGAGCCAAGAUGGAAAACCCAAAGCUGAAUGUGAUGCCGACUGAAUUCGAGGGCGGGACAAGGCCUCAGACUUUGCUGGGACACGUCCAUGGACUGACGUGUACCGAAGCCGUCGUGUGCAUCCUGGACCUCAUGACUUCCAAGAAUGCCCAAACCUAUUGCGUUGCCGCUUCCGCCCUACAAUACGCCCCACUGGACGAACAAAGCCGGUAUACACCGAGCUCCGAUGGUGUGGACGAAAAGGGAACCAAUACUCCCCUCGGCCUACAGAUUUUUCACAACGCUACCAAAAACGGCAUCCACGCGGACGGGCGGUUGGUWAACGCCAUUUUCCGUUGCUACGGCGACGACAUUGCCGGUGCCCUAGACGGAUGGAAGACCCACAUCCGGAGAGCCACCGACCAGUACGAAAACCGCACCCGCCUCUCGACCCGAAAGAACAUGYUGGCCGCCUACAACGGCUUGCUGUACGUGUGYGGGCGGGCCGAGCGGCCCGACAUUGCCGUCCGGAUCGUGUACGCCAUGAAGAAGGAGGGCCUCGAGAUCAACGAAAACCCCUACAACUGCUACCGGUCGGGGAAGACGACCCGAGAGAUCCUUCUCUCGUCGAGGCCGGACGAACAAGAGGAUGWUUCCAAGGAAGGAAAGUGGCGGCGGAUGCGCCUGCCGAAGCUCGGCAUGGUGGGACAGUACGAAAAUAUUCUGUACGUGGAAUGCAAAAAGUACGACAUGAGGGAUCGGAGGACCCAAAACGACAAACGGGUUCGAAUCAUCGUAUGAUAGCGAUUUUGUACAACAAAGCAGCCAGAUAAUAGAAUGCUACAUCUUAU
This is a messenger RNA of Pseudo-nitzschia multistriata, 3329 nucleotides long. NCBI's taxonomy places the organism in Eukaryota, Bacillariophyta, Bacillariophyceae, Bacillariales, Bacillariaceae. The record is from the annotation of a GenBank genome assembly.